Cornus florida is the source of this 1554-nucleotide messenger RNA. Its product is annotated as F-box protein At5g07610-like. Bases 219 to 1307 code for a protein of 362 amino acids. The transcript has 3 exons. The record is from RefSeq and is a predicted model, not a curated record. Gene Ontology annotation, molecular function: protein binding. Lineage: Eukaryota; Viridiplantae; Streptophyta; Magnoliopsida; Cornales; Cornaceae.
CCGGGUCAAAAAAAAGAGAGGGGCCAAUCGAAUCGGAAAAAUCCCCACCUCUCUCUCUCUCUCUCUGUCACUUUACUCAUUACUCUCUGACGAUCAAAAUCGGAUUCACAAAGGGUUUCAAAUUUUCUAAACUUUCCGCCAACAGUAAACUCAAUUCUCUUUAACUGAUUCUCACAGCAGGGCACUCGAUCAUUUCAAGUAGCAAACUAGAUUUUGCAAUGGAUCGAGGAAAGAGGCUGAAUAAAUUCAUUGGCAGCAGUAACAAUAAGAUCUACAUGGAUCUGAAAGACAUAAUAAGGGAGCACACCCUUCCUUUCCUUCCUGCAAAGUCACUUUUCAGGUUCCAAGGUGUUUGUAGGGACUGGAAGCUUCAGAUUUCAACUCCCUUCUUUGCCCACAACCAGUCUCUUUCCUUCCAUGCUAUUUCAGGCUUCUUUUUCCAGUCCCCUGCGGGCUCACCAUCAUUUGUCUCCAUUGACGCUAAGUCCUGUGGUGUACCAGACCCAUCUCUGAAGUUUUUGCCCGAUCCUGUUGACAUCGUGGGCUCUUCAAAUGGAUUACUUUGCUGCCUGGGGCUUACUGGGGAUAAGGCCUACUACAUCUGCAAUCCUGCUACGAAGCAGUGGAAGAAACUUCCAAAACCAAAUGCUGUUCAUGGGCCUGAUCCUGCUAUUGUCCUCGUCUUCGAACCAUCGCUCUUCAACUUUGUGGCUGAAUACAGGCUGAUUUGUGCUUUCCCUUCUGCUGAUUUUGAUAAUGCAACUGAAUUUGAGAUUUAUUCUUCUACAGAAGGAUCUUGGAAAAUUUCAGGGGAGAUAUGCUUUGCCAGCAGGAAGCCUAUGCCGAGGUCAGGCAUUCAUGUUAAUGGUGUUGUUUAUUGGCAGUCCAAGCAUAGUGGGAUUCUUGCCUUCGAUCUCAAGAAAGAAAGAUCACAACUCAUCAAAGGCUAUUAUGGUGUCAAAGGUUCCUUGGGAGUGAUAGACGGAAAGCUUUGUACAGCUCAUGCAACCGGUCGUGCAAUAUCGGUGAAUAUGUUGUCUAAUGUGUACUCUAACACAAUGGAAAUGAGCAGCAAUGCGAGGACAUGGGAAGAGAAGAGUCGCAUCAAUUUAGACGCUGCAGUAGUUGGUGAGCUUUCAUUUGACGAGGCAAUGGUGGUGUUCGCAGGUAGUAAUAAAUUGUUUGUUCAGUCCGGGAAAAGACUCAUUUCUUAUGACCUGAAGACUAAAGAGACUGCAGUCCUGACUCAUGCAGUUGAGUUGAACAUGAGGUGUGUAUCUUAUGUGAAUAACCUUGUCUAUAUCUAGUUAAACCCCUGCUUAAUCGGUGUCUUACUCGUUAGAAACUGCGUUUAGUCAUAAAAAAGUUUGAACUCUGAGAAGCAUCUCUAUGUUAUAGAGUAAUAGUUGUUUGCCUUACAGAGAUGGCUGGUUAGGAAUUUUUGGGUUUUCAUGUCAAAGGUUUCCUACUAGUUUCUGGGUUGUCAUCUAUUACUGUUAAUAGACCUUUUCUGAAUCUAUAUCUGGCUAUAGCAUGAUUUCGGGUUUUGAUUGA